UUCUAAGUUCUUGAAGGAACACACUUCCGUGUACCGAUGGGUUGUGGUUAUGUUGUCUUGCCAAUUUUAUUGUGCUUUUUAUUCGCACCUUCCUACCACAGUUUGGUUGAGCCAAUAGAUGGUGGUAGUAAUCUGACUAAUGAGAAGAACACUACUCUCUCGGUGCCUAAAGCUUUCGGCUUCGUCCCAAGAAAAUUUAUAGAUGGUGGAGGCAACACUAUAUCUCAUUACGCAAUGUGGCACACAGGGCUAGGGAAAUACUAUGGUCUUCGAGCUGAAAUAAGUGUAUGGGGUUCGCCAGAUCAACAAUACUCUCAAGAGUCUGGAGCAGCCAUACAGAUGUACUGUGAAGAUGCGGGACAUUACAGCUUAAUUGAAGCUGGAUUUCAUGUUUCCCCGUCUUUGUACCAUAAUAGAGAUGUUCGCUUCUUUACAUACUCAACAAAAGAUACUAAAUCAGCGGGAUGCUACAACUCAGAUUGUGCGGGAUUUGUUCCCGCAAAAGGAGCCGCGCUAGUGCCUGGCCAAGCAGUUGCUCCCCCCUCAAUUUAUGGCGAAGCUGACCACUACGCCAGGAUUAGCUUAAACGAGGAUCCAAAUUCUGGGGAAUGGGUGUUGUACCGGCACGAUUUAGGAGAACCAUCAUUCUUGGGGCAUUUUCCAAGAGAGUUUUGCCCAACAAAAUCACGCAUACAAGCGUUAACCGGAUUCGUGAAUUACCUAAAAACCGCAUCGGGUCCUCCAAUGGGCAGCGGUCACUUCCCUGAUGAUAUGGACGUAAAGAGAUCGGCGUAUUUCAAGCAUGUAAAGAUGUACGACUCCGGGGGUCACGCGUGGGACCCACAUACCACGCGAGUGAUCGAUUUUGUUGACAAGCGGGACUGCUACCGGGCAACUGGGUUAGUUAUGGACUUCAAUAAGGGCUACACGUUUUACUAUGGUGGACCAAGUGGUUGUGUUGGUUGAUAGCACAAGUUUUUGUUGCUUCUUGUGGUUCAAUAAAUUAUAAACUAUGACCCUUGAUGUGGAGAAGUUGUUUCUUGUUCUAUCUAAUUUGAAAUAAAGGAAAAAAAAUUAGCAUGUUGAAUUGAUUAAGAAAAAGAUUGCCCGGUUAUUCAGAGGACCGAACAACUUCAUCUCAAGUAUUUCUUAUACU
Molecule: messenger RNA, 1156 nt
Organism: Lolium perenne
Lineage: Eukaryota; Viridiplantae; Streptophyta; Magnoliopsida; Poales; Poaceae
Product: protein neprosin-like
Source: RefSeq, a predicted model, not a curated record